Molecule: messenger RNA, 1656 nt
Organism: Tripterygium wilfordii
Lineage: Eukaryota; Viridiplantae; Streptophyta; Magnoliopsida; Celastrales; Celastraceae
Product: IAA-amino acid hydrolase ILR1-like 4
Exons: 5
Coding region: 134-1486 (450 amino acids)
Biological process (GO): auxin metabolic process
Cellular component (GO): endoplasmic reticulum
Molecular function (GO): IAA-Ala conjugate hydrolase activity
Source: RefSeq, a predicted model, not a curated record
GACAACCCAACGCGAAUCUUUCAUCUGCCCCCAACUCUUCGUAACAAGACGAGCAAACCCAAGUAGUAGUGGUGUGCUCCUUGCAGCAACCCAAUUUUUCCUGACGAAACUCAAAAUUGCUCGUGUUUAAACGAUGGCUUUGAGUUUUUCUACGUUGGUUUUCUUGGUUUUAAUUGUUCAGUUACUUAAUCUUUCUUUUCUGCGAGUCUAUUGCUCUUCGUUGUCAUCGAAUGAGUUCAAAGAAAUCCCAGCUAAUUUCCUCGGCUUUGGUAAGCAGAAAGAGUUUUUUGAUUGGAUGGUUGGGAUCAGAAGGAAAAUACACGAGAAUCCGGAACUGGGUUAUCAGGAAUUUAAGACCAGUGAACUGAUUAGAGCAGAAUUAGAUAAACUAGGUGUUCCCUAUAAACACCCGGUUGCAGUCACUGGUGUUGUUGGCUUCAUCGGGACUGGUCAGCCGCCUUUUGUUGCUCUAAGAGCUGAUAUGGAUGCUCUUCCUAUGCAGGAAUUGGUGGAGUGGGAGCACAAGAGUAAAAUCCCUGGGCAGAUGCAUGCUUGCGGCCAUGAUGGCCAUGUAGCAAUGCUUCUCGGUGCUGCAAAGAUCCUUCAGGCGCAUCGCAAGGAUUUGAAGGGUACAAUUAUUCUUGUUUUCCAACCAGCAGAGGAAGGAGGUGCUGGAGCAAAACAAAUAGUUGAUGCAGGAGCAUUAGAGAAUGUUAGUUCUAUCUUUGGAAUACAUGUUGCACCUCAGUUACCCAUCGGUGAAGUGGCAGGUAGAGCUGGUCCUCUUUUGGCUGGGAGUGGCUUCUUUGAAGCAGAAAUAAGCGGAAAAGGAGGUCAUGCCGCCCUUCCACAUCAUUCAAUUGAUCCAAUAUUGGCAGCAUCCAAUGUGGUCAUUAGCUUGCAACAUCUUGUAUCACGUGAAGCAGAUCCACUGGAUUCACAGGUAGUGACCAUUGGAAAAUUCCAAGGAGGUUCAGCAUUCAAUGUAAUUCCUGAUUCUGUUACAAUUGGUGGCACCUUUCGUGCUUUUUCAAAGGAUGGCUUAAUGCAGCUCAAGCGGCGCAUUGAAGAGGUGAUCACAGGGCAAGCUGCUGUGCAGAGAUGCCAAGCAACUGUGAAUUUUUUCACUGAAGAAAAACCGUUAUUCCCUCCAACCAUAAAUCAUGAAGGCUUGCAUGAAUACUUCCAAAGUGUUGCAGGGGACAUGCUUGGCUUUGAUAAAGUUAAAGAAAUGCCACCAUUGAUGGGAUCUGAGGAUUUCUCAUUCUACCAAGAGGUGAUACCCGGAUAUUUCUACUUCCUAGGAAUGCAAAAUGACAAGCAGAAACAACUCGAGUCUGUCCACUCUCCAUACUUUGAGAUUAAUGAAGAUGCACUUCCUUAUGGUGCCGCGCUUCAUGCCUCGCUAGCUGCAAGGUAUAUUCUUGAACACCAAACAAAAGUUGUUUCACCGGAAGGUAUAUACCAUGAUCAUGAUGAAUUAUGAGCUGAUUAGUCGGAUGUCUUUACAAUCUGUGUGAUCUCCAUUUCCACAUAUAAGCACCACCAAAUUUGAUUAGAUUUCAAUUUGUCAGAUGUGUACUGACUUGUUAGUCAAAUUUCAAAUCCUUGUUUCAAGUUUCAAUAAAAAACACCGUUUUGUUUUUUGCUAGAUAA